GGAUGCCAGAGGCCCAGUCAAGUCAGUUGGGAGGCAGUGACCCCUCCAACCUUCCCCGAACGGGCCAGCCCACGUCUCCAGGCCACAGGAGCCACACCUGGACCAGACCCCAGGAGAGGCAAGGGCACUGGCGGAUGGGAGCCACCCCAGCAACCCUGGCGCUGGUGGAGAGGGAACCCGAGGCGGCUGCGGAGGCCUCCCAGCACUUCCCGGCAGAAGGCAGAGGAUCCCCCUGGACUAAGGGGCAUCUCCUGAAGACACCAGGGGACGGAGAUGGAGACACAGGCCACCCUCUGGGAGCAGCACCCCCGAUGGUGGACAGCCAGCACCAGGUAGGAUUCCGCCAGGUAAGGCUGUGAGCCACCUGUUCACCUGCCUCUUCAGGCAGAAGGGGAGGCAGGGUGACAGAGAGGCGCGCCCUGAGAAGGGACCACACCACCUGGCUCCCCCGCGUGGGACCCACCUCCUGACUGGGGACCCAGAGAGAGAAGGAGCCGCUCAGGCGGUAAGGGGGCAGGAGAGCCAUGGCCUUCUCGCUGAGGCCUCCCCGGAAGGAGACCAGCACGCAGGGCCAGCGCCGUCUGCCCGCCCAGCAAGGACGCGAGACAUGAGGGAAGGGAUCCGGGGCCAGAGCCCGCGGGGCGCCUCUUCUGCACCUCUGCCCUCCUCCCAGCCCAGCUGCACCUCCUCCUCCGGGAAGCCCCCCAGGUUCCCCCGGGGUGGGAACCUCUUGGUCCUCUACGCCGCCCUUUCUCAGGCUCCCUCUCGUGCCACCUGGCUCUGUCCCCUAUUCGCCUUGCCAAGGGCAUGUUUCUGACCACGCUCCCCCAGAGCAAGGGGCACAUCGGGCUCAGGCCUGACUCCCCUCGGCACGCAGGCGAUGCGUUCGGUUUGCUGGAUGGAGCCGGGAGAUGGUGAGCCCCUGAGCCCAAGCCCAGAGGACGGGCACACUGGUCAGGGGGGGAGACAGCAGCGUGGAAGGCAGUGAGGAGGGUCCUGAGCCGGCUGUUCCGAAGGGAAUCCAGCUGGGAUCCUGGCUCCACGGGGCCCUGGGGAUCAGCGCGACGGAAACCUCCGACACACGGCCCGUCUUUUACCAUCGGUAUCACUACGGCUUCUCUAGACGCAAAGCCGCAGAGCUGGGCGGCCUAGAGCCUCGGCAGAUUCAGAGGCACAUACCUUCCCGGGUCAAAGGCCUCAAGCUCAGUUUCCCACAAGGCGUGGGACAGUCCCCCUGCCCUUCCUGUGGCGACACCCAGGAGACCGGCUCUCCCGGCAGCAAUAUCCUGAGCCCAAUGGGCUGUGCUGGAAAUAGCCCUCAACUCCCCUGGCUCAAGCCAGGCUGGGACCCUGGAGCGGUCCCCUCCCCUUCCUGGCCCUUCCUGGCGGUGAUAAGGUCCCCUGAGCCGCGCACGGCUGUUCUGCAGAUUAAACGUGAUGCGGCAGCUUUUCAAAUGGCAGCGGCACUCAGAUGCCCCCUGUUCCUUUCUGUCCAACCUGCGGGCCAUUGUAUUUUUUUAGUACCUAAAAACCCCUGGGAAAGUAGAACACUGCCUGUAAUGAGGAGAUACCAAGGGUAAGAACAGGGUAGUAAAAACGCAGCAGUGUUCCUGCUCCUGGCACGAGGCCCUGCGAGGCCCCAGGCCCGCAGCAGAUAAAUAAGAGCCAGAGAGCUGGCAGCCGCGGGGCAGCCCCAAGCUGGGGCCGUCUCCCCACCCCCUCCCCAGGGGAAACGGGACUGGAAGCCAAUGGACAGGGAACAGCCUGAGUCCCUCCGUCGUCCAGAGGCAGCGUCCAGGCCACAGACUCUGCAGACUCGCUGGUGCUCCGUGCCGCCUCUGGGCAGCCAGAGGGGACGGUGGCGGAGCUGUGGAACCAGCCCCGCACCCAGGGGCACGGGGGCUGCCGCGUCAGCUUUUGCGUCCACAUCAGUGAUCACCCCGUGGGGACAGCCCUCCCUGGCCCCUUGCGCGCGCUGACCAGGCUGAAAGCGGAAGAGACAGGCUGGGGGCUGGCAGGCCCCCGAGGGGGAUCCCGACCUUAGAAUCACCGCCCCGCUUCCCAAAACGCGGUGGGCGAAGAAGCCCUACACGUAUCAGAGGAGGGCGGCUCUUUGGCUGGGACUCUGCCUCCGGAGGGGCCGUGCCUCGCGCAGGCCAGCGGGAGGCCAGUGGGGACGCUGCAGGCGGCCCGACCUCGGCGGCUGGCAGGGCCCCAAGAGCCACCGCUACCUGAAGGGGGCGUGCGCUGCGUUUUCCUGCUCUCCCCCAGCCCUGAGAAAAGGCUGCCAGCCCCCUUCAAACUUGACACCCCUGGGAGAAUCUGUCAUCGCCACCGAGGCCACCAGCAAGCAGGAGGGUCCUCUGGGAGCGCCCUGGGACCCUGAGGGGACAGGAGACGUAGGGCGGAGCUCAGCCUGCUCGCGGAGAGGUCCCCACCCAAGCCAGGUCUCAGCAAAGUGAGUUCUGUGCGUGGCCACUCAACCACCCACCAAGUGGUGGUCCCUGGGGCCCAUCAGCCUGUGCAAAGGCCUCCACGAGGCCCAGAGACCCCCCACGAACAAGUGUGGGUGCUGUCUUCAGAGAACUGGAGGUCUAGCCCAGACAGACCCAGAUGCAAACAGCUCUGACACUGAGGAGGAUGGGACUGAGGAACACGAUUCGGCCGCUCAAACAGCGCACAGCAGGGAUCUCCCAUCACAAGCGUGGUAAAGCAUUAGAAGGAGGGCACAGGAGCUCCUGCUGUGGCAGGGGGCUCAAGGACUGGGAUCAGAGCAACUGCAGUGUAGGUUGUAGCUGCAGCUUGGAUUCAAUACCUGGCCCAGGAACUUCCAUAUGCUGUGCCUGUGACCAAAAAAAGAAAAACAGAAAAGAAAGAGGGCACAGGAUGUGUGAGGACACGAACCAGCGUCCUAAUGUCUGAGAAAGUCAGGGAGGGCCUCCCGGAAGAAGUGGCCAUUUGAGGAGACACUCACCUACCAACUGGAGACAAGCCAGGGAGCGAGAGGGAGCAGCAUGGCACCUGGGAGCCACGGGAUGGCGGGCACAGGGCUCCCUAGAGGAAGGGAGAAAAGGGGCAGGGGCCCCAGAGAGAGCACCCAGCUGGGCCGGAUGGAGCCUUGAAGCCCUUCCGAGGGCUUGAGAACGUAGCCAAGGGCAGGCCUAGAUCUUUCAGCAUCUGAAGCACAGGAGAGAUGUGGCCAUAUCUGAAUUUUGAGAAAUCACUGUGGGAGGAUGGCUGUGAAGGACGGGUGGAAGUUGGGAGUAGAAGCUGGGAGGCUUGGUGUUCCCUUUGUGGCGCAGGGGGUUAAGAACUUGCCUGGUAUCCAUGAGAAUGCGGGUGUGAUCCCUGGCUUUGCUCAGUGGGUUAAGGAUCCAGCUUUGCCACAAGCUGGGGCAUAGGUUACAGACAUGGCUUGGAUCUGGCGUGGCUGUGGCUGUGGUGUAGGCUAUCGGGUAACUGAGUCGAACCCUAGCCUGGGAACUUCCUUAUGCCAUGGGUGUGGCCCUUAGAAAAAAAAAAAAAAAA
Molecule: messenger RNA, 3528 nt
Organism: Sus scrofa (pig)
Lineage: Eukaryota; Metazoa; Chordata; Mammalia; Artiodactyla; Suidae
Gene: CARMN
Source: RefSeq, marked validated